Molecule: messenger RNA, 2022 nt
Organism: Drosophila innubila
Lineage: Eukaryota; Metazoa; Arthropoda; Insecta; Diptera; Drosophilidae
Product: nose resistant to fluoxetine protein 6
Exons: 9
Coding region: 1-2022 (673 amino acids)
Molecular function (GO): acyltransferase activity, transferring groups other than amino-acyl groups
Source: RefSeq, a predicted model, not a curated record
AUGCCAGCCAUGUACCAAUUAGAUGACUAUGAUCUGUGCCUGCAGAAGCCUCCAAGCUGGCUUUUAGCUCACAGCACCUACUGCAUGGUCUAUGCUGAAAUUGUGCCCAAUGCUAGCUCCACUCUCUGGCAGCAAAUUGAGAAUAUAUCCCAGGACGACAAGCAUUGUUUUCGGCACGAUCAUCUAUUUAUUGGAGUAUGCCUAGAGCAGUGCAAGAAAGCAAUUCAAACUCUCAGCAAAUUUCAAAUACAGCAGCUGUACGAGGGCAAAGUGAUGGACACUGAGCUGAGCACUUACUAUGCCAAAGUACAUAAUAGGCCAUCAGAUGAACGCAUUCACUACGAUCAUUUGAUCAACAGUUGCCUUAAUCGAAACUUUGAACGCAAAUUUCAACUUCGACUUCGCAGCAGCAUCGAGUACUGUAAAUGGGCAGAUGAGCAACUGGAGCAUGAUGCACUGGAUGUGACUGUGUAUGUGAUGCUUUCCUUAAUCAUCCUGCUCACCAUCAUGUCCACCUACUAUGAUUAUCGCCUGAAGUUGAAGCAAACCGAUCCCUCCAAAGUUCAAGGCAAUGUCUUCUACCAACAGCGAUUAAAGACGCGUGCUCAACAAUUUCUAGCGACAUUUUCGCUGUGUCGCAAUUAUUAUCGAAUCGUAAUGCCAUCACAAAGUGAAAUGUCCCGAGAUCUGCGCUUCUUUGAUGCCUUUCGUGUGAUGGGCAUCUUUGUUGUAAUUCUGGGACACACGCUGAUGGUUUUUAUGACUGUCCAGAUACAGAAUCCCGAGUUCUACGAGCAGUUUCUUUACAGACCCGAAACAUCGAUAUUUCAGAAUGGUAACGCCUUCAUCCAAAUCUUUUUCGUCAUGAGCUCCUUUCUGCUAUACGUGAACUUUUCGGAACGGCAAUGGAUUAACAAAGAAACGAGUAUCUUGAACUGCAUUAGAGUCUAUUUUCGUGCUUUCAUCAGCAGAUAUUUUCGCCUAUUACCCUCAUUAAUAAUGCUCAUAUUGUUCAAUGGCACGAUCCUAACCCGACUGGGAGAUGGACCCUUCUGGAGACAUUUAACUGAAGCAGAGCGUGUCUUCUGUCGCAACAACUGGUGGAAGAAUGUCUUCUUCAUCAACAACUAUUUGCUGAAAGAGAGUUGCGCACAACAAACUUGGUAUAUGGCUGCCGAUAUGCAACUCUUUGAACUCUUUUUAAUAAUCAUCAUAAUAACCAAAAAGUAUCCAGGACUCACUAGAUUUAUCUAUUAUGUGCUAUUUCUAUUAACAUUUACGGUUCCAGCUUUAUUAACGUAUUAUCUUAAACUAGAUGCCGUUUAUCACAUUAGGCCUGAAACAUAUCGCUAUUUGUACUUUCGCAACUCAGAGACAUUCUAUCAGAUCUAUCCGCCAUUCUAUACCAAUUUGGGUGGAUAUUUUACGGGCUUUCUUUGUGGUCAUCUCUAUCUGAAAGUGCGUUCCUCGACAAAAGCCGAAAGUUACAGGGGCAAAUGGAGCUUGGAAUUGGGCAUGUGGUUAUUGAUUCCAGCUGCCAUUUUGGUGCUUCUCUCGGGCUUCAUAUUUAUAAAACACGACUUUGAGAAGCCGUCCAUUUGGUUGGCCAUCUAUGCGGGACUGUACAAGAAUCUAUGGAUAUUGAUUUGUGCCGGAUUUGUGUGCUGUAUGUGCUUUAAAGUGGGCUGGAUUGCCUAUGAAUUUUGCUGUCUACCCAUUUUUCGGCCUUUGUCUCGCAUUUCUUUCCAAGCAUUUUUAUGGCAUGUCUUCAUAUUGCGAUUGGUAGCUGGUUAUUUUCGAGAUCCGGUAUAUAUCAACAGUUUAUUUUUGUUUGGAAAUGUGCUGUUGGUUUUUGUGCUCACACAAAUCGUUGCCUUCUUCAUGGCGCUAUUAUUUGAAUAUCCUUUGGUAGAGUUGUUAAAGUUACUGACCCAACAUGACAUAAUUCACAAGAAACCGGACUUGAACAAUCCAGCAGUAUGUCAAAUUGAACUCAACAACACGUUGGGUAAACCCAUCUAG